GUGGACCAGGUUCAUAUUUCUUUUACAGAGGCAUGCAAGGAAAGGGGGAAAUUCUCCAGCCAAUGCCAUUGGGAUUGGCAUCUUUCUACUCAACUUGAAUGUCAUAUAGGAAAUGCUGGAAUUGAGCAUUCCUAUAUGACUUUUAGGAUGGACUAGAUGACCUUUGAAGGUCCCUUCUGGCUCCAAAAGCAAAAAGUAAGGUGAGAUAAUAGUGGAUUGUCCUCCUUUGGUGACCUCCAAGCUGAGGUUGGAUGGACAUCAUUCAAGGAUACCAUCAUCGGACAUUUCUAUAUGACUUUGGGGGUGGACUAGAUGACCUUUCAUGGUCCCAGUAGGGUGAGAUAAUAGUGGAUUGGACUUUCCUAUGGGACUUUGAAGGUGGACUAGAUGACCUUUCAUGGUCCCAGUAGGGUGAGAUAUUAGUGGAUUGGACUUUCCUAUGUGACUUUGAAGGUGGACUAGAUGACCUUCAAGGGUCCCUUCCACCUCCAAACAACGAUAAUAGUGGAUUGGCUUCCUUUGAUGACCUCCAAGCUGAGGUUGGAUGGACAUCAUUCAAGGAUACCAUCAUUGGACAUUCCUAUAUGACUUUGAAGGUGGACUAGAUGACCUUUCAUGGUCCCAGCUCCAGACUAGAUGACCUUUCAUGGUCCCAGUAGGGUGAGAUAAUAGUGGAUUGGACUUUCCUAUGGGGCUUUGAAGGUGGACUAGAUGACCUUUCAUGGUCCCAGCUCCAGACUAGAUGACCUUUCAUGGUCCCAGGAGUGAGAUAAUAGUGGAUUGGACUUUCCUAUGGGGCUUUGAAGGUGGACUAGAUGACCUUCAAGGUUUCAUUCCAGCUCCAAACAACGAUAAUAGUGGGUUGUCUUCCUUUGGUGACCUUCAAGUUGACGUUGGAUGGACAUCAUUCAAGGAUACCAUCAUCAGACAUUCCUAUAUGACUUUGAGGGUGGACUAGCUCCAGACUAGAUGACCUUUCAUGGUCCCAGUAGGGUGAGAUAAUAGUGGAUUGGACUUUCCUAUGGGACUUUGAAGGUGGACUAGAUGACCUUUCAUGGUCCCAGUAGGGUGAGAUAAUAGUGGAUUGGACUUUCCUAUGGGGCUUUGAAGGUGGACUAGAUGACCUUCAAGGUUUCAUUCCAGCUCCAAACAACGAUAAUAGUGGGUUGUCUUCCUUUGGUGACCUUCAAGUUGACGUUGGAUGGACAUCAUUCAAGGAUACCAUCAUCAGACAUUCCUAUAUGACUUUGAGGGUGGACUAGAUGACCUUUCAUGGUCCCAGCUCCAGACUAGAUGACCUUUCAUGGUCCCAGUAGGGUGAGAUAAUAGUGGAUUGGACUUUCCUAUGGGACUUUGAAGGUGGACUAGAUGACCUUUCAUGGUCCCAGCUCCAGACUAGAUGACCUUUCAUGGUCCCAGUAGGGUGAGAUAAUAGUGGAUUGGACUUUCCUAUGGGACUUUGAAGGUGGACUAGAUAACCUUCAGGGGUCCCUUCCAGCUCCAAACAAUGAUAAUAGUGGAUUGUCUUCCUUUGGUGACCUCCAAGCUGAGGUUGGAUGGACAUCAUUCAAGGAUACCAUCAUUGGACAUUCCUAUAGGACUUUGAAGGUGGACUAGAUGACCUUUCAUGGUCCCAGCUCCAGACUAGAUGACCUUUCAUGGUCCCAGUAGGGUGAGAUAAUAGUGGAUUGGACUUUCCUAUGGGACUUUGAAGGUGGACUAGAUGACCUUUCAUGGUCCCAGUAGGGUGAGAUAAUAGUGGAUUGGACUUUCCUAUGGGGCUUUGAAGGUGGACUAGAUGACCUUCAAGGUUUCAUUCCAGCUCCAAACAACGAUAAUAGUGGGUUGUCUUCCUUUGGUGACCUUCAAGUUGACGUUGGAUGGACAUCAUUCAAGGAUACCAUCAUCAGACAUUCCUAUAUGACUUUGAGGGUGGACUAGAUGACCUUUCAUGGUCCCAGCUCCAGACUAGAUGACCUUUCAUGGUCCCAGUAGGGUGAGAUAAUAGUGGAUUGGACUUUCCUAUGGGACUUUGAAGGUGGACUAGAUGACCUUUCAUGGUCCCAGCUCCAGACUAGAUGACCUUUCAUGGUCCCAGUAGGGUGAGAUAAUAGUGGAUUGGACUUUCCUAUGGGACUUUGAAGGUGGACUAGAUGACCUUUCAUGGUCCCAGCUCCAGACUAGAUGACCUUUCAUGGUCCCAGUAGGGUGAGAUAAUAGUGGAUUGGACUUUCCUAUGGGACUUUGAAGGUGGACUAGAUGACCUUUCAUGGUCCCAGUAGGGUGAGAUAAUAGUGGAUUGGACUUUCCUAUGGAACUUUGAAGGUGGACUAGAUAACCUUCAGGGGUCCCUUCCAGCUCCAAACAAUGAUAAUAGUGGAUUGUCUUCCUUUGGUGACCUCCAAGUUGAGGUUAGAUGGACAUCAUUCAAGGAUAUCAUCAUCGGACAUUCCUAUAUGACUUUGAAGGUGGACUAGAUGACCUUUCAUGGUCCCAGCUCCAGACUGGAUGGCCUUUCAUGGUCCCAGCUCCAGACUAGAUGACCUUUCAUGGUCCCAGCUCCAGACUAGAUGACCUUUCAUGGUCCCAGUAGGGUGAGAUAAUAGUGGAUUGGACUUUCCUAUGGGACUUUGAAGGUGGACUAGAUGACCUUUCAUGGUCCCAGUAGGGUGAGAUAAUAGUGGAUUGGACUUUCCUAUGGGACUUUGAAGGUGGACUAGAUGACCUUUCAUGGUCCCAGUAGGGUGAGAUAAUAGUGGAUUGGACUUUCCUAUGGGACUUUGAAGGUGGACUAGAUGACCUUUCAUGGUCCCAGUAGGGUGAGAUAAUAGUGGAUUGGACUUUCCUAUGGGGCUUUGAAGGUGGACUAGAUAACCUUCAGGGGUCCCAGCUCCAAACAAUGAUAAUAGUGGAUUGUCUUUCUUUGGUGACCUCCAAGUUGAGGUUGGAUGGACAUCAUUCAAGGAUAUCAUCAUCAGACAUUCCUAUAGGACUUUGAGGGUGGACUAGAUGACCUCGGAGGGUCCCUUCUACCUCCCGAUGCCUUUUUUAUGAGCUCAUCCCGCUUUUACUGCCCGCCGCUCCUCCGCCCAGGCCAGGGCUCCUGUUGAAGCUCUCCCAAAAACAAUAACCAGGGAGGAAUUCCAAGGUUUCGGGGCUGGGAGGGCUCGCCGUGUCUCCGGUUUCUUUGGUCCAAAGGUGUCCAAGGUGGACGUCCAAGCCAAGCGAAGGGAGGGUCGGAGGCUUAUAUAGGACUACCAUACUCCUCGUUGUCUUGAAGCGGACGCCUCGUCCUCCUGAAUCCGAAAAUGUUGGGCACGAAGCCGGGCAUCUUUCUCGUCACCAUCAUCAUCUGCUUCUUUGGAUGGGUCUCUUCUCAAGAGGCACAGCUUGGAAACAAAAAGCCGGACAAGCCGACGACAAAAGGCAAGACCCUCACUAGCCUUGAAGCAGGAAUGGCUGGCGAAUGGACCUCGUGGUUCAACGUGGACCACCCCGGGGGCGAAGGGGACUUCGAGACCUUGGAGGCCAUCCGGUUUUACUACCCGGACCGCCUCUGUGCCAAACCGGCGUCCAUCCAAGUCCGGACCACGGAGUGGGAGCUGCCCGAGGAAGUGGGCGAAACGGUCCAUUUCAGCCCUCGGGACGGGUUUCGGUGCCUCAACCGAGAGCAACGUGACGGCCAAGGUUGCUCCAAUUACCACGUCCGGUUCCUCUGCCCAUUUGAUCCGUCCGCCUGGCUGGGCUGGUCGACCUGGUCGGCUUGGAGCGCCUGUUCGCGGACGUCCUGUGGCACCAGCGGGACCCGAACCCGGCACCGGACUUGCCUGAACGCCUCUCCGCAGCUCUUAAAAUGCCGAGGGAAACCCGCCGAGCGCCAGACCUGCUCGGCGGGACCUUGCCAAGAGCCCCAAUGGAGCAGCUGGGGUCCGUGGAGUCCCUGCUCCAAAACCUGCGGAAGCGGAGGCAAGCGGAUACGCCGCCGGAAGUGCCCCAAAUCCAAGUUACCCUGCUUUGGACGUCCCUCGGAGGUGCAGAAAUGUCCCCAGAAGCCUUGUCCAGCUUGCAAGCUCACCUGCAAGGUCGGCAUCCCCAAUCGGAAUUGCACCGGCUGCGUCUGCCGCAACCACACGGUCCUGGGCAGAGUCCGCGGCGCCGACGGGGCAGCUCUCGCCAACGCCCGGAUCUCUCUCACCGGCCACCCUCGGUCCGUUUUGGCCCGCAGCAACUAUCAGGGCCGGUUUGCCGUCCGUGGACUCUGCGACGCCAACCUCAGUGCGGCCCUCGACCGCUUCGUCCCGGGGAGCGCCCCGACGGUCAGGAACAGCACCGGGACGUCCGUGGUGGAGCUCGUCCUGCAAAGACUUGAAAAACCCUAUAUGGUGACCCAGCCCGAAUCCAAAGUGAGGACGAUGGGACAGGACGUGAGGUUCUGCUGCAAGGCCCACGGCACCCCAGAACCCCAAAAAUAUUUCUGGUACCACAAUGGGACACUGCUGGACCGUCAGGCCACAAAGUAUGACAACAGCUUGGUGCUGCACGACCUGAGGCCACACCAAGCAGGAUCGUACCACUGCAAAGUCAGCAACAACCACGGAUCAAUCAAAUCGUCCGUUGCUCACCUGACAGUGAUCGAUCCAGAAGUGCCGUCCUGCAUAUCGCAGCCAGAGGAAUAUCUCAUCAGGCUUCCGGACGAGUGUUUCCAAGAAGAAACGAGUUCCUACGUCUACAACGUGGGCCAUUGUCCGAACACUCGUUGUCCGGGGCGCCUAACGGAGGCGCUGGAGUGUCGAGAUGAAGAGGAACACUGUUGUGGACCACGGCGGAUGGAGGUGCGCGAAAUCCCUUGCGCCGGCUACGUUUUGCCCAUCAAGGUGGUUGCCGAGUGCGGGUGUACCACCUGCACUCAACCCAAGGUCCUGGUCCGGGGCAAAGCUUCGGCAUUGGACGACGGAGAACCAUUACGGUUUGGGGAGAUCUACCUCGGCGUGGAGAAGAUCGGCUUCACGGGCUACAAAGGGACCUUCACCAUCGAGGUCCCUCCUGACACUCAGAGGCUCGUGGUCAAGUUUGUGGACCCGGCGAAGAAGUUUGUGGACACGGUGAAGGUCUUCCCGUUCGACCAACGUGGUGGGGCCGUCUACCAAGAGGUCAAGCUCUUAAGGAGGAAGAAACCCGUUGACCUAGAAGCCAUGGAGACCAACGUCAUCCCGUUGGGCGAAGUGGAGGAUGAAGGCCCCGUUGGGGAGGUCGUCAUCCCACCGAGGUCUUUCUUCAGAGCCAACGGGGAAGCCUACAACGGGACGGUGAAGGCCAGCGUGACCUUCGUGGACCCUCGGGACGUGGCCACCGUGAGCGUGGCCUCCACAGACUUGAGCUUCGUCAACGCCGAAGGAGAUCUCCUCCCUCUCCGGACGUACGGCAUGUUUUCCGUGGAUUUCUGGGAAGCGGAGAGCAGCCAGAGCUUGGAGACGGGCCGAGUGGAGGUCAGGAUGGACGCCGAGCUCAUCAAGAUGCCCGACCACGUCCGGAAGAUGAAGCUGUGGUCCCUCAACCCGGUGACGGGCUUGUGGGAGGAGGAAUCGUCCUUCCGGCUGGAGAACGUCAACCGCCGCAAGCGCGAGGAGCGGGCCUUCCUGGUCGGCAACCUGGAGAUCCGGGAGCGGCGGCUCUUCAACCUCGACGUCCCAGAGAACCGCCGUUGCUUCGUCAAAGUCCGGGCCUACAUCAGCGAGAAGUUCAACCCCAUGGACCAGCUGGAGGGAGUUGUCGUCACCCUGAUCAACCUGGAGCCCAGGCCGGGUUAUCCGGCCAACCCGCAGGCCUGGGGUCGCUUCGACAGCGUGGUGACCGGUCCCAAUGGGGCGUGUUUGCCGGCCUUUUGUGACGGACAGCGGGCCGACGCUUACACCGCUCACGUCACGGCCACCAUGGGAGGCGAGGAGCUCGAAGCCGCCCCAUCGAGACCCAGACUCGACCCGCUUGCCGUGGGGGUCUCCCAGCCUUACCUCAACAAGCUGGGCUACCGGCGGAGCGACCACGCGGACCCUGCCCUGAAGAAGACGGCCUUCAAGAUCAACCUCGCCAAACCCAACCCGAACAACCUCGAUGAAACCAACGGGCCCAUUUACCCCUACCGGAGUCUGACGGAUUGUGAGUCCGCGCCGGUGACUGCCAACCAUUUCCGCUUCUCCCGGGCGGAAGUGGAUAAGUACGAGUACAACGUGGUGCCCUUCAAAGAGAGCGACCUGACCACCUGGACGGGGGACUACCUCUCGUGGUGGCCCAACCCGCAGGAAUUUCGGGCCUGUUACAUCAAAGUGAAGAUCAACGGACCUCAGGAGUAUAUGGUGAGGUCGCGGAACGUGGGUGGCACUCACCCGCGGACCGGGGGGCAACUCUACGGACUCCGGGACUCCCGGAGCGUCCGGGACCCCGAAACGUACAACAGUUCGGCCGCGUGCGUGGAGUUCAAAUGCAGCGGGAUGUUGUUCGACCAGGAACUGGUGGACCGGACGUUGGUCUCCAUCACCCCGCAGGGAAGUUGCCGCCGUACCGCCGUCAACAGCUACCUGAGGGAGUACCUGGGCCGUCACCCACCGGCGGCGGAGAACAACGACACGGCGGCCUUCUCCAUGUUGGCCCCGCUAGACCCGCUCGGACACAACUACGGGAUCUACACGGUGACGGACCAGAACCCGCGGCUGGCCAAGGAGAUCGCCAUCGGCCGCUGCUUCGACGGCACCUCGGACGGCUACUCGCGGGAGAUGCGGUCCCUCAAGGGCACGGCCCUGACCUUCACCUGCCAGGAGAAGCCGGUCGGGCGGAAGAGCUUCUUCCAACGACUCCUGGAGUCCCCGUCCCAGGCGCUGAUGGAGAUCCGGCGAGAAAUGGGUACCAACGAGCAGCGCCUUGGUCCAUCCCGCGUGGUGCCUUACCCGGCCAGGUUACGGACUAUGGUUGGAGCACAAACCGGGCGAAACCCCGGGCCCCGACGGCGGGUGUAACCAGGAUUGUUGGGCUGUCUUUGAGUACUCCGGUGGGCAGUCGUCAUCCCUUGCUCAUCCACGGAUGUGGAUUUAGGACUUUGGAGGAGGGGAACGGACACCUUUUUUGGGGUGGGUGACCCUGAAAUGCCGACGUAUUGUAUGUGAAUCGCUUCAUCUCGCUUCCGUUCCCAAAUAAACCUUUCAAAACCUCGA
Messenger RNA from Anolis carolinensis (green anole), 7202 nucleotides. RefSeq names its product cartilage intermediate layer protein 2 (gene cilp2). The record is from RefSeq and is a predicted model, not a curated record. Lineage: Eukaryota; Metazoa; Chordata; Lepidosauria; Squamata; Anolidae. The transcript is spliced from 10 exons. The coding region runs from base 3309 to 7007 and encodes 1232 amino acids.